AUGGCUACCGCCUUCGACUCGAUGUAUCUCCCGGGAGGCGAUUUCAGCGCCUCCCAUGACGACUUCUUGGACUUCGAGCCCAACUUCCAGACCAACCACUUCACCACUGUUAACUCCGGGGUCAACGAUGGCACAAUUUCGCCUACCGAUCUGUUCAAGGACGACGCUAUGAUCAUGUCGGCCCCGCCAUCGGCUGCUUUCCCUAACCUGAGCACUCCGGACUCGAGCUUCUUGGAGUCUCCCGCCAUGGCCAGCAGUGGUCUCAACACAUCCCCGCUGGAAGAUGGGGAACUCGAUGCCACCUUGAACUUCGCCGAACUUGACAGCAUGAUGCCACUUUUUCCUCAGAAUAGCAUGGAUCAGUUCGCCUGUCAGCCUUCGGCUGUCGAGCCUUUCCUGAAGUCCACCAGCGCUGUCAACUCUCGAACGGCCUCUGCCGCCCAAGAGACUGGUAUGGUCCGCCAAAAGUCCUCGCCGGGACGACCGCCCUCGCAACCAUAUCAUACUCGCAAGCGUUCCGAGACUCACGGUGUCUCCAAGGCUUCCAAGGCUCGCAAGAACUUGCCAGAAAUCACCAUCGAAAGUGAUGAUGACAAGGAGACUGCCAAGAGGAAGAAAAACACUGCCGCCGCUCGAAAGUCUCGUCAGCGAAAGCAGGAACACGCAGAGGCGGCCGAAGCGGAGAUUCAACGUCUCCGGGCCAUCAUCUACCGCCUUGGGGCUGAUCCUGAUGAGGAGAAACAAUGA
Molecule: messenger RNA, 747 nt
Organism: Fonsecaea erecta
Lineage: Eukaryota; Fungi; Ascomycota; Eurotiomycetes; Chaetothyriales; Herpotrichiellaceae
Exons: 1
Coding region: 1-747 (248 amino acids)
Biological process (GO): regulation of transcription by RNA polymerase II; DNA-templated transcription
Molecular function (GO): RNA polymerase II cis-regulatory region sequence-specific DNA binding; DNA-binding transcription factor activity, RNA polymerase II-specific
Source: RefSeq, a predicted model, not a curated record